UAGUUUCUCAACCACUCAUUUAUGUGGAGUAUUCCUUUCACAUUAACAAAUUUCCUUUGGUGAGGAAAUUAAAGCCAUAACUGUUAACUCUGUGUUGAUCCAGCUCAAUUUCAUCUUUUAUCCUCAAGAUGGUUCUUCAAACUCUACACGACAACAAGCUUGAAGACGAUGACAAACUGGUUUGUAGUAGCAUCGAUUCACCCCUUCACCAAGCGGUUCGUCUUCCUCAUAACCAUUCUUCCUACCAUGAAGAUUAUUCGUUUGAUUUCCUGAGUGCUUUAAAAGAGUGUUCACCAAUCAGUUCUACAGCAUUAGUUGGAAGUAAGAUCCUAAGAACUUGCUUGAAAAAAGUGAAGCAAAAUAGCAUUACUGGAAACAGGUCCUCUCACCUGGAUAACAAUGGAUCAUGUGUUGCUCCUGCGUUUGCUUUGGAUUGGCGGCACGCACUGACUUCAGAACUGCAUUGGUACAAUACAUAUGUACCAAGAGACGCAAAGUUUCAGCAUGGCUAUACCUACAAAUACAAUCAGCAGAUACGUAAGGAAAUCGUUCAAUAUAUUUCAUCGUUUGUAGUCUCAACUACUGUCUUUCUAGGUAUUUUCUACAAUAUAUGGAGCAGACUAUUAUCAAGUAUUAGUGUCCAGUCACUGCAAAAAGAACAUGAUCACCGCCUUUCCAUCUGGCUGUCCUUGCUCGGGUUGAUCGGCAUUAUGGUGUUUGUUUGUGCUGUAGCUGCAAUGAUUCUUGUUGGUGCAGUAUUUACUCGGACGCAGAAAGCUAUGCUUAUCUUUUGGGUCGUUUUGAUGCAUCUUCAAUCAGCUAACUCAAUUAUCGAAGCUUUUGUUACAUUAAUCGGUGGAAUUUUCAUGGGGUGGUAUGCUUUUGGAGAAAAGCAACCACCAAAUGAAGUUAUAUGAAUAAAUAUGCUAAUAAGCUGUCAGCUCAAACAAGUAUAUGAAUGUGUGUGUGUGCACGUGUUUAUUUUAAUAUCAAUGUUUUUUCUAGAGUUUAUGUUUGUAAUUAGCAGCUGUAAGAAGUACCUUAUUCCAUCUGAUCUGCUGUGAUAUAUGUUGCUGAAUUUUACUUUCCAUGUUAUAGUUGUAUUGGGUACCAAAGUUUCUAUUCUUAACUCUUGUAAGUCAUAUUCAUAUAUCAUCAAAGGGAUUGGUAAAUUUGGCAUUUUCA
Molecule: messenger RNA, 1185 nt
Organism: Lathyrus oleraceus (garden pea)
Lineage: Eukaryota; Viridiplantae; Streptophyta; Magnoliopsida; Fabales; Fabaceae
Exons: 2
Coding region: 129-917 (262 amino acids)
Source: RefSeq, a predicted model, not a curated record